Molecule: messenger RNA, 4157 nt
Organism: Cetraspora pellucida
Lineage: Eukaryota; Fungi; Glomeromycota; Glomeromycetes; Diversisporales; Gigasporaceae
Source: the annotation of a GenBank genome assembly
AGACAUGGCAUCAGCAUCAUGUAGUGCACAGUUUUUAAAUGACAUACCCCGCAUCACAAAAAUUUUUUGUGUCCAGACACCUAAUCCUAGAAAAUUAAAUAAAAUUCUUUAUGAGUUUGGUAUAAUGGAUGAGGUGUAUAAAAAUCUACCUAAUCUAGAUUCAUUCGAAAGGGGUCAUUUGACGAAUGAAAAUAAUUUUUUUAAGAAAGAUUAUAUUUUUCCAGAGAAAAAUCCACCCUUGAAUGAAGAUGAUGAACCUAGCAAUACUCAACAGUUGGCUUGUGAGCUACGUCGAAAUGAUAUAUCAGACGGGCAAAAGGAGAAUUUACGCACAUUGGCGUUAGAAAUUAUCAACGAAUUUGCUAAAUCCAAAAUUAUGACGUUUGAUUUGGUACAUGAAGUAAUGGUGUUAUCAUACUUGCCAGAUGCCGAGGAAGAAAUUUAUAGAAAUUUAAUGGAGCACUUUAUUCGUAAAAUUGAAGAAUCCAUUUUGUUACAUCAGCCAUUAUUGGAAGGUUUAUCUCAUGUAAUCAGUCAGGCAAAUCCAAAACAUCUAAAGCCUAAUGAUUUGGUUUGCAUUUUAGAAAUAUUAAAAAAACAAUUUAAAAAUCUUUAUACCCAAGAUGAGGAUCAACAGAUUGAAAUGACACGAACAUUGGGGCAAUUAUUUGAUGUAAUGACUGAUUGUAAAGUACGGGAUCUUAAAUAUGAAGAAUUGUGCAAACCAUUAUACGACACCCUUAAAAAACUAAGUAGUGAUAAUAAUCAAGAACUAGCUUAUUUCGCAGACUACGCCUGUCAAGCUUUAAAUUGUAUACCAAAUGAUGAAAGUCCGUGGAAAGCAUUUGGCAAAGUCCUUCUAGAUAUACCAAAAUUGGCAGGUGCUAUUAAGAACAUAGAUCCGGGAAAACUACCAGAUGUUUUCAAAGAUCUUAGUGAAGGGUUCGAAGGUAUUAUAAGUAUGGCAGUAGAAUUGGUAGACUUUCAAUCAGCCAAAAAGAGUGUUAACGAUAUAAAACAGAGCUUCAGUUGGGAAAUCCAGCGUGAAUGGUAUUGGGCAUUAAGGUUUACUGAUUUAUUUAUCCAAAGUCAUAAAUUUGCAAGCUUGGAGCAAUUUAUUUACAAAAUUCCAUGCCGUCAAAAUGACAAAUUUUUAUGGGGCAUGUGUGUAAGACUUGAACAAUCGGCAGCAAAUUCCGAUUUAGAUAUUGACGUUCGUAAAGGUGCUAUAGAUUUUUUAAAUAACGUUUAUCAAAACGAAGACUUUUGGGGGAUUCAUCCAAAACUAAAUGAAUGGAUUUUGAAACAUAUUAAAUUGAAAACUUUACCAAAAUCUGCACAAACAUCUGCUUCAUCAUUUCCAACUGCCUUACUUAGUGGUGUUUUAUUAGACAAAUAUGUGAGACCCACUCAGCAGAAUGACUUGAAAAAAAGUAGAGGCGAAUUUUUAACUCAAUUAAAUGGAUUAAAAGACCAAUUUUUUUCAGACUUAGAUGAUGAAUGUGAAGAAGCCUUGGAAUUGUAUGUCAAGCCACAGGGAACAUGGGAAGUAUCAAUUAUAAAAUCGUCAGAUUCUGGAAAGGAAAUGGUUUCUGUAAGGAGAGAAGGUGAUUUAGAAGAAGUAGUUAAUAGAUUUUUAGAGUCAAAGGAUGAACUGACUUCAAAAGACAAUGAAGCUUUAGAAAUAGUUGUCAAUAUGCUUUCAGAUUCAGGGGAUGUAACUUCUUCAAUAAAGGCGGUUAAUAGUUUUUUUGUUUCAGAAAAUCAAUUAACUUUGGAUGAAGAAAUAGUUCUUGAAAAAGCUGCCAAUCAAUUUUUGGAUUUAAAAGUUAAGAAAACACUUGAACUGCAGAAGAUAAUAACUAAUGAAUUUUUAUAUUCUUCAAAAAAUGAAGUAUUUAUUAAAGCGAUCUCAAAAAAUAAAAAAGAAGUAUUAUCAGAAAAUAAAGAAGUAUUAAUGAAAGCGAUCAAUAGCAUUUUGAAGGAAAAUCCUAUAACUCUAAAGGACAUAGAGGAUGAUGAUGUAAGGUAUCUGGAAAUAAAAGCAAAUAAAUGUCUAAGUUUAGAUGAUAAAGAUGUUUUUGAAGGCGUAGUAAAUAAAUUCUUAACUUCUAUAGCUAAGAAAAUAUUGAAAACAGCCGUUAAUGAAAUAGUGGCUUCAAAAUGUAAAAAGGUACUAUUGGUAUUAGGUAUAGGUGGUACGGGUAAAUCGACUUUUGGCCGCUAUCUUGCUAGUCGUCUAUGGGAUGAAUACGACGAGCUAUCUCCUAUUCCUUUAUUUAUACCAUUAGCGCGACUAAAAAAUGGAAUGUUUAAUAAUGAAGAAGAUUUUAUUGAACUUUAUUUAAAAGAAAAAUGCAAAUUAACUCCAGAUAAAAUUAAUGCUUUACGAAAAAGAAAGUUUGUAUUUGUUUUAGAUGGCUAUGAUGAGAUUGUUGAACGUGAACGUGAAUGCUACUUUCAAAAUAAAUUUUAUGGAUGGCCGAAUGCAAAAAUUAUUAUUAGUUGUCGACCAGAGUAUUUGGGUUCAGACUACCAAAAAAGGUUUUUUCCCAAAAAUAGAGAAAAGGGAUUUCAGGAAUUGACAAUUAAAGCAUUUUCAGAAAAAGAAGUAAACCAAUAUAUUAGAAAUUAUGUUCAAAAAAAAGGUCAUCUGCUAAAUUUAAGUGAAUAUACAUAUUUACAGCAAAUAAAAAAGAUACCAAAUGAUUUGGUUAGCAAUCCAAUUCUGUUAAAGAUUACUUUGAGAGUCUUACGACGCUUUAUAGAACAAGAGAGAACAACUCAGAUAAAUCGUAUAACUUUAUAUGAUGAAUUUUUAAAGAUGUGGUUUGACCAUGUGCAAGAUCGCCUGUAUAAAAUUCGCAAAACAGAGAAAGAAGAGGAAGCAUUUAAAAACCUAAAUAUUAAUGAUUUUUCACAAUCUUGUCUACAAUUUAGUAAAAAUUUUGCUGUUAAAAUGUUUAUAGAUAAUAACAAUGUAGUUAUAACUUAUAAUUCAAAUUGGGAAACCUUUUUAGGCAAUAAAGAUAUCGAGAAUUCCUUGUUACGCUUUAGUAUGCCAUUAAUCCGACGUGGAAAGCAAUAUUGGUUUCUUCAUAAAACUUUGCGAGACUGCUUAAUUGCGCAAGCAUUAUUAGAACCAUGUGAAUCUGCAUUACAAUCAGCACUAAUCAACAAGCAAUCAUUUGUGUCAGAUCAUGGAGUUCGCCAAUUUUUAAUUGAACAUAUCUCUCAAAAAGCAGAAACCUUUAAACCACAGUUACUAGCUUUUAUUGAUGCUUCUAAAAAAAAUGAUGAUGUUCAAGUUGCUUCUGCCAAUGCUAUCACAAUUUUAGCACAAGCAGGUGUAUUAAUAGAUGAUUUAAAUGAUACUAAUAUUUCGGGGGCAGAUUUGAGUAAUAAGAUACUUAAUAAUUUACAAGCGGAAAGAGCCAAGUUAGAUAAUGUAAAUUUCCAAAACGCAAAACUUAAAUAUGCAAAUCUCCAAAGUGCAAGCUUUCAAAAUGCAAGGCUUCAAAAUGCAGAUCUACAAAGUUCAUCUCUCCAAGAUGCAAAUUUUCAAAAUGCAAAUUUCCAAAAUGCAAAUCUCCGAAGUGCUAACUUUCAAAAUGCAAGGCUUCAAAAUGCAGAUCUACAAAGCUCAAUUCUCCAAGAUGCAAAUUUCCAAAAUGCAAAUCUUCAAAAUGCAAAUCUCCGAGGUUUAUCUCUCAAAAACAUACAUUUUGAAGACGCAGAUCUUUCAUAUGCUGAUCUUCAGAAUACGAUUAUUCAAGACGUAAAUUUUAAGAAUGCGAAACUUAAAUAUACAAAUUUUCAAAAAGCAAAUAUCAGUGGUUCAUCACUCCAAAAUGCACGUUUAAAAGGUGCAGAUCUCUCAUUUGCAGUUCUCCAAAAUACGAUUCUUCAGUAUGCGAAUUUUGAGAAUGCUAAGCUUCAAAAUACAAAUCUCCGAGGUUCAUCUCUCCAAAAUGCAGAUUUUAAAGAUGCAGAUCUCUCAUUUGCGGAUCUUCGAAAUACAAUUCUUCAAGAUGUGAAUUUUAGGAGGGCAAAUCUCCGAAAUGUAAACCUCCGAAACGCAUGUAUUAAAGGCGCAGAUUUCAUAUUUACAGAUCUUCAGAAUACAAUUCUCGUAGAUAUUAGCUUCCAAGAAUUGA